Molecule: messenger RNA, 1221 nt
Organism: Knipowitschia caucasica
Lineage: Eukaryota; Metazoa; Chordata; Actinopteri; Gobiiformes; Gobiidae
Source: the annotation of a GenBank genome assembly
AUGGGGAUAAGGAAGAGACUUGGAGCCAUGCUGAUGUUAAUGUGGAUUAUUCAAGGUGACACUCAAGGAGUGGAGAUCCCCACCAAAGAGCUGGAGGUGGUGAAAGGUCGGAUGGUGAUUCUACAGGCCUGGUACACCCCCAGUUUGGACAUCAGUAAAAACGUUGUCAUCUGGACCUUUGAGACCAACCAGUCUACUCCGGUUAUCAACUUCAGCUCAGGUAAAGUUGGUUAUGGCCAAAAUAUGUUCACCAAACGAGUGGGCUUCAGUGCAGGGAUGCCCUCAGCAAACCUCUCCAUCUACAUCAACAACACACAAGAGUCAGACAGCGGCCGCUACGUUUGCCAAGUCGUGGUCCCGGGAGGAGCUUUUAUUUCAGGACAGCUGAAGCUAAAUGUCAAAGUCCCACCGUCGCCCCCUAUCUGCACCAUGAGUGGGAACCCCGUAGUGAGGGGCAACGUGACACUCAGCUGUUCAUCCAAUCAAGGGAAACCCACUCCUCAAUACAAAUGGACCAAGUCUGCGCCGUUGUCUGAGGUCUUCUUCUCACCAAUGCAAAACGAGAGACAGGGCACCCUCCGCCUCAGAUCAGACACCUGCUCCAUAAACCUGGAGGUCGUCACCUCCUCAAAUGCAGGCAUGAUCGCAGCUGCCACUCUGGGCUCCAUCGUGGGACUGGUGGCCAUGGUUCUGUUUCUCAUAUUUAUCCUGAGGAGAAGAGGGGACUCUGAAGAGGAGACAGCCAAUGAGAUCAAGGAAGAUGCUCAGGCACCAAAGCGCGUUUCUUGGGCUAAAAGCAACACAGGAUCUGACAUCAUGUCUAAAAAUGGCACACUUUCGUCUAUAGCCACCAGUCCUCGGCCACGAGACCCCCCAAACUUUCACUACCCCUAUUCUCCAAUGCCAGCUUCAGACAGCAGCUCUGUCAUCAACGCCUACCAGCUCAGGCCUGGAGAGGCCAAUACUUUACAGGGACUUCCAGGUUACAACAUUGGAGGCACUACCCGCGUAAACCCAAGCCACCCCCCCACUGCAAACGGUGCACCCCCAUACAUGAUCCGCAGCCCUGGGAAUGGCUCCCCCUGCAGGCCAGAAGGCGCACAACCUCAAGUGGCACCCCCACUCAGCAUGUCUCCUCAGAUGAGCUCCUCCACCUUGACGCGUAUGGGCGCCGUAGCGGUGAUGGUACCUGCUCAAAGCCACGCAGGGUCUCUGGUUUAA